CAAAGAGCUCACUGGCAGUCUCGCCGUUUUUUCUCAGCGCCGGAGACGAAUCCGAGAGGUUUGAAUUUGGCUCCUGUUCAUUCUCUCCUGGCCCAAACAGAAAAGACAACGGGUCUAUCAGAACAGAGUUUCUUGAAGCGUGUUUGUGCAAACGCGUUUGCUUGACUUUUCUAGAAUUUCCUCGACUUUGCUAUACCUUUCUUCCACCUACAAUU
Trichoderma atroviride IMI 206040 is the source of this 215-nucleotide messenger RNA. Lineage: Eukaryota; Fungi; Ascomycota; Sordariomycetes; Hypocreales; Hypocreaceae. The record is from RefSeq and is a predicted model, not a curated record.